Molecule: messenger RNA, 267 nt
Organism: Sclerotinia sclerotiorum 1980 UF-70
Lineage: Eukaryota; Fungi; Ascomycota; Leotiomycetes; Helotiales; Sclerotiniaceae
Exons: 2
Coding region: 1-267 (88 amino acids)
Source: RefSeq, a predicted model, not a curated record
AUGCAUUCCUUGAAAGUUGAGAUCAUCUUUGUGCAACCUGAGCGUUCUAACUAUCACGCCGCAUUUGCUGUCGGAGGUCUUCUUCCACCAUCAUCCAGUGUCUUCAGCAAGACUUUCGGUGAGGUCCGUGAUAUCAUCGAGAUGGACUUGUCCGCCAUGUCCAAACAACCACUCACUUCCAUCUAUUCUUCAUUCACUGAGGUUCCCUUGAGUAUUUCACUUAUUAUCACUUUUCCGGAAACGCACCAAGAAGCAAUUUGCAGCUGA